AUGUCGGAACCGAGUGUUUCUGCUGCGGACGUCCAAGCAGCUGCUGCUGCUGCGCGUGAGUCUAUCGCGGUGGAGCGAGAGCCGCCUGCCCUGCUACAAGCCGAGAGCGUAUGUGACUUGAUUGGUGCUCUCGAGUCAGAGGUCGACAUUCUCCGCCAGGCUGUCGAGUCGUUGGCCAAGCAGUCACCCGUCACCCACCUUCUUCCAGACUCCCCCCUCGCCAGAUUCCGCUCGUCGGAGGUCACUGACGUGGUCCUCGAGGUCCUGCAGGAGCACGGCUUUGCCAGCCGCAAGCUGGAGUUCAAGGCGGAGCAGGGAGGGUAGAUGACGGCGGGCAGGGCUGUGUUCGACGUGUCCAAGAUCGAUGAGCCGCAUGCCGAGCGUCUCUUCCGCGCCAUUCACGCCAGGUACGGCGACUCCAUGGACGACAAGCAGGCGGCCAGGCAGUGUCGUGACGUGUGGGACAAGACCAAGGACGUGGCCGCGGCGAUGAAGCGCUCUUGGCUGGACGUCUACGACAGGGCAGGGCGGUAUGUGCUGUUUGGCGGGGUGAUCAGGCGGCUGGGCCAGGAUGUGUUUGCUGAGGUGGAUCAGGACAUCUUGCUGGCCCUCCUGCCUCGCCUCCUCAUUCAUCAGAACAGGUUCGACGAGAGAGGGCAAGCCAGGAAGGGAGGGAGUAUCGCGGUGGUGGGGCUUUGGGGCCGAUGUGUGCGUGUAUGUGUGUGUGUGUGUGUUGGGGGGUAUGUGUUUGUGGCUCCUGUUGUUUUUCCUACCUCAGUGAUUUGUCAUUGCCUCACAAGAGGCCGCACACGGCCUCGUCUUCGUCCGCCCAAUCCUCUCUCUCCUCCACCCACGCCCCCACUGCCGGCGCCACGCCUGCUCGUCCUCAGCAGCAGCAGGCGCGUCGCGACAGAGACCGUGACUUUUGUGACAACUGCCGCUACGGCUAUGAUCGCGCAUACCCCCACGGCCACCGCACCGGUCGCUGCCCCGACCCCUGGAAGCUCAAGUGCUUCAUCUGCAAGAGGGCUGAGCGUGCUGACUGCAUUCAUCGCUAUGACCUGUGUCCGCUCAGGCCUCGCCCGUCGUCCCAGUCCCCGCCUCCCCCUCCUUCUGCGUCGUCAGCAGGCAAGUGA
Messenger RNA from Vitrella brassicaformis, 1136 nucleotides. The record is from the annotation of a GenBank genome assembly. Lineage: Eukaryota; Vitrellaceae.